AAAAUGAGAACGCGCUUUUUCGCGAAAUAAUAAUCUUUAUAUACCUUAAAUUACAAACCACACUCUCAAAGGAAACAUGAUAUACCGGUAUCAAAACAUAAUAAAAGACAGGUAAAAUCGAUCGAUUUUAAUCAGAGAUAGUAGACAAUAUAUACCAUAUGUAAAAUUUUACAGCCACAAUUAUAUCUAUAUAUUUCUAAAGAGAGUCAGGGUGGGAGAGAAACAGCCUUGAUUUCUUAUCAAGUUUUGUACAUGACAUGGCGAACGUUAAAGAAGAAACAGGUAGUUUGGAAAAAAUCCCUGAUGAGGAUGAAACUAUUAGUCCAGAAAAUGCACCUUCUACGGACGAAACUGUCAAUGCCGAAACUGUACCCGAUGCAGAUGCCGAAAAAGUCUCGCCAUCUAACGAAUGUGAACUUUUGGAAAAUGAAAAUAAAACUGACGAAAAAACACAUGAAGAAAAUGAUUCAGCAUUGAAUGGAUUAGAGAAGUCGGAAGAUCCGGAAAAAUCGGAAGAUCCGGAAAAGUUGGAAGAUCCGGAAUCUACAGAUACAGCAGUAGAAGUUAGAAAAAUACGAAAGAGUCAAACUAGAAAGAACAAAAUGAAACAGAGAAGCAAGAAGAGUAAAAAGAACAGGAACAACAGUAUAGAGGAAAAGCAAAACGGAGAAAACAAUUUAUCAGAAAACGAGAAAAAUGACAUCGCUGUAGCAGUAGACGCCAUAGAUAAAAUAAACGAUGAAGAACAGAAAAAAGAAAAACGAAGUUCCGGACGGCCUAUACUUAUUCUAGCUAUUAUAAUUGUGCUCCUGAUCAUUGGAGCUGGUCUAUUUCUUUUAGAUUUUUACUUAGAAAUUUUCGGAUCAAAAUCAGAAGAGAUAGCACAAAUAGAAGACGGGGCCCUAAUUAGUGGAGUGACAACUGAAGAUUAUCUAGAUAUCACAACAACCAAAGCUUCUGUUCUUAAUGUGCCAAGUGUAAGGAGAGCACCGAUUUCUAGGUUCAGACGUUAACAAGCACAAGGUUAUUUAUAUGGCGACUAGUACUUAAUCAAAACUACAGUUCAAGAACUUAAUUGAUGUUGUCCUGUGUCCUGUUUUUAGGAAAAUAUUCGUAUCUGUAAGACACUAGAUAUAAACUCAUGUUAUCGGUAUAUUUACAAGUCAGGUGUGUGCGGCAGGAGUAGGAAUGUUUGUCUUCUAUACACACCGACUUUCAAAAUUCAAUUGAGAUUGCAUCCUUGGAUUGAUGACGAAGAAAAGAUUCAAAUUUGUGUGACUCGUUCUAGAUGUACAUUAGAGAUUUCACUGCUAGAUUUCAAAGUAAAAUUGAACCAGUGCAUAUGCUAUUUGAGUCCAUGGGAGUUAUUUUGACCUAUAUAAAAAAUAUCGUUAAUGUGUAAGUGUAUGUAAUAUAUUUUUAUUUUCUCCCUUAGUUUAAUUUGUUCAUGUUAAUUUGAACUCUCAAUACUAGAUUUUGGAGUUUCGACAGAAGCUUAAGUUUUAGAUCUCAACACUUGAUAAUUGAGGUAUCGACACUAGCAAUGUUGAAUCUAUGCACCAGCCGUCUGAUAUCUCGAAACAAGACGUACGAGCGACAUGUAUUGACACCAGAUCGAUUCUGUUCAUUUUUUCAUCUCUUCGUUUGAAAACACAUUUUAAUAUUCAUUAUCUUAUGAAAGCUGAUCACAGUAAUAAUCAACUCAAGUAUAAUGAUGUAUUGAUAGUUCCUUGUGGACUUCCACUUUCUGGAAAAAAAACACUGAUAAGAUAAUGUUUAUUUUUGACAAAUUACCUUGUAACUCGUCAUUUUUUGGUAUAUUACUUUUUGAAUUCGUGACGUUCGUACAACUUAAUACGAAUCUUAAUUUUAAAUCAUUUAGUAAUGUUGAAGUCUUUGUCCUUAUGCCUGUAGACGGUUGUCUCCUUAAUAAUUAAGCCUCAUCCAAUUUGUAAAAUAAUAAAUAAUACUGUCUUAUCUUAGAACAAUAUUGGAAGAGAAAAAAAUCCAUAAAGCUUGGAUAUUUUCAUGCCCCACCUACGAUAGUACAGGGAUAUUAUCUUUUUUGGUUUGUGCGUCCGUCCGUUCGUCCGUUCAUGCGUUUAUUCGUUUGUUCUUACGUCCGUUCGUCCCGCUUCAGGUUAAAGAUUUUGGUCAAGGUAGUUUUUGAUGAAGAUGAACUUGAAAGUUAGUACACAUAUCCCCUAUGAUAUGAUCUUUCUAAAUUUAAUGCCAAAUAAGAAUUUGACCCCAAUUUUACGGUCCUUUGAACACAAAUAGUGCAAACGUCAGGUUACAGGUUUGGUCAAGGUAGUUUUUAAUCAAGUUGUAACCCAAUUAACUUGAACCUUAGUAUACACAAUUAAACCCGUCGCAAUCUUUCGCCUGUCCCGAGUCGGACGCCUCUGGCCUUUGUUUGUCUUGUAUUAUUGUUAAUUUUAGUUUCUUGUGUACAAUUUUGAGUUUAUUAUGGCGUUCAUUAUCACUGAACUAGUGUAUAUUUUUUUUAAUGGGCCAGCUGAAGGACGCCUCCGGGGAAUUUCUCACUGAAUUGACGACCUUGGUGACCUUCUGCUCUUGUCUGAUCUAUGGUCGUUUUGUUGUCUCUUUGAAACAUUCCUCAUUUCCAUUCUCAAUUAUAUGUUCCCUAUAAUAUGAUCUUUCUAAUUUUAAUGCCCAGUUAGAGUUCACUAAACAUAAAAAAUGAUAGUGCGAAUGGGGCAUCCGUGUACUAUGGACGCAUUCUUGUUAAUGAUGUGUCAGCAGAUAAUGAAUUUUCUUCGGUAUUUUCAAACGCAAUGCAACGAUUAAAACAUUCAGUAUUUCUGGAUAAAACUUUUUGGACCUAAUGAAGACAUAUUGAGCUUAAUUUGCUAUUUGUGUUUUAAUUGUUUAACUGUCUGUUAAUUGAAUUUAGAAAGUUAAACGAUAUUUCUUUAAUAUAUAUACAUAUUUGAUGUUGAAUAUUUAUAUUAUGUUAUUUUAAAAAUUAAUUGAAAAUUGCAUCGCACUGUUGAGUGUCUUUGUCAAAACGCGUGUCACUUGAAAUUCAGAAUGUUGCUUUCUGCUGUCAUAUAUAUGCCAGGUAACAUUAUAAAAUCUUCUUGGAAUGUCAAACGACUUGUAAAUGUUUACUAACUAAUGUAUAUAAAUCAAUUUUGUAGUUUAUAAACGACAAAACGUUUUUUUUUUAAUUGUAUGUGUAUGUGAUAAUUGUUUAUUUUUGUGUCUUACAUAAUGUUUUAAU
Molecule: messenger RNA, 3247 nt
Organism: Mytilus trossulus (common blue mussel)
Lineage: Eukaryota; Metazoa; Mollusca; Bivalvia; Mytilida; Mytilidae
Exons: 7
Coding region: 258-1013 (251 amino acids)
Source: RefSeq, a predicted model, not a curated record